Molecule: messenger RNA, 1233 nt
Organism: Drosophila persimilis
Lineage: Eukaryota; Metazoa; Arthropoda; Insecta; Diptera; Drosophilidae
Gene: barc
Exons: 3
Coding region: 1-1233 (410 amino acids)
Cellular component (GO): U2 snRNP; U2-type spliceosomal complex
Molecular function (GO): RNA binding
Source: RefSeq, a predicted model, not a curated record
AUGAGUGACGAGGAAGGGGAGGAGAAGAAGGGCAAAGGAGACUCUGAUGAGAAGAAGGCCGAGUUGAGGCCCGAAACGGCAUUCAUAACUAACGAUGGCGACACCGGAGUAGAGGAUGGGAGAACGCCCACACCCACCAUUCCAAGCACCACUGCAACGCCUGAUGCGGAAGCUGUUGAGCAGGAGCCCAAAGAGAUAGCCGCAGCACAGAGUGAAACCAAAGCAGUUAAUGAUGAUGAAAGCCAACCCCUGGUAAAGGAUACAGCAGUCCAGAAAGAGGAUAAAAGCCAACCCCAGGUAAAGGAUGCAGAAGUCCAGAAGGAGAAUGAAAGCCAACCCCAGAUAAAGGAUGCCGCCAAGAAAGACGAUGAAAGCAAACCCCAAGCAAAAGAUGAAGAAGCCAUGAAGGACAAAAGCGAACCCCAUCAGGACUUUGCCGCCUACGCUGAGCAUGUGACCUAUGCUGAGAAUGGCGAUGCCAUCUACACGGACCCCAGCAGCAAGCAGGAGUACAAAUGGUGCAACAUUAAAAACAGCUGGCUGCCGAUGAGUGGCAAUGGGGAGGAUCCGUACGAGAACGAGUUCUACAAGUGGUGCGAUGAGACAAGCCAGUGGCUGCCCAAGACGCAGACGGAGACGGAGCACUACAGGUGGGAUGAGGAGCAGCACACGUGGGUGCUCAAGCAGCAGCCGGGUCAAGAUGCCGUCUACAAGCUGGAUGAAAAGGGCGAACGCACCUACACGGAUAAAGAUGGGACUGUCUACUUGUGGGAUGCUGAGAAGUCGGCCUGGUUUCCGAAGAUCGAUGACGAUUUCAUGGCGCAGUACCAAAUGAACUACGGCUUCAUUGACAACACGAGUGCCGGGGAGAAGGAAAAGGCCGACAAAGAGAUAGCCGAGGCGAAGCGCAAAGAGGAGGAACUCAAGCGAAUGACGGCCGAGGCAGAGGCGGCCAUGGCCAGAGACGAAUCUGGUGUAGGACCUGCAGCAUCCUUGGGCAAGCGAAAGGCCCCAGAGCCACCAAAAUGGUUCGAGAUGGAUCCCUCGCAGAACACCAAGGUUUAUGUGGACAAUCUCCCGCUGGACAUCACCAAGGAGGAGUUCGCGGAGCUGAUGGGCAAGUGCGGCAUGGUCAUGCGGGACCCGAAGACGCAGCAGCCCAAACUGAAGCUCUACACGGAGGCGGAUGGUCAAUUCAAGGGCGAUGGCCUCUGCGACUACAUUAAGAUUUAA